GCCUGGUUGUUGAAGAAGAAAAGUGAUGUUUUCUGCCAUCUUUUUUUUGCCAUCUUUUUUUUUCUGUCAGCUUUUUUUCUGCCAUCUUUUUUUGUUGACGUGUCCCYSGCUCACCGAUCACCCACGGGUCUCCCACCGGCACCCCGAUUUUCACAACUACACAAUCAACUGCCUCCAAAACAGUCAAAUAACUUACCCACUAAACUUCACAAUAGAGUCGCAACKUUAAUAGUUSUUCUGACUUGUUUAGCUGUUUCUAAAUUUAACUUUUGCCAUCUUAAACUCAAAAAUAGACUUCCCUUACUCCUUUCAGUAAAUUCUAUUCUCCUGCUUCUUCUUUGA
Candida albicans SC5314 is the source of this 342-nucleotide messenger RNA. It is a transcript of the gene NRG2, whose product is annotated as Nrg2p. The transcript has a single exon. The record is from RefSeq and is a predicted model, not a curated record. Lineage: Eukaryota; Fungi; Ascomycota; Pichiomycetes; Serinales; Debaryomycetaceae. The annotation marks the transcript as partial.